AUGGAAAAAUCUGAGUUUCGAAUUUUGAUCAAACACUACUAUCUUCGCAAGAAAACGAUAUCCGAGACCAAGGCUAAGCUGGAUAAGUAUUACCCGGACUCUGCACCGUCGAUUGGAACGAUUCAUAAGUGGUGUACCGAGUUUCGUUGUGGCCGUACGAGCACAGUUGAUGCUGAACGAUCUGGGCGCCCAAAAGAGGUCACUACAUCAGAAAAUGUCGAAAAAAUCCAUGAUGUUAUGUUGAAUGAUCCCAAAGUGAAAUUGAGAGAGGUAGCUAAUGCUGUAGGCAUAUCAUUGGAAUGUGUGGGCAAUAUCGUGCAUUCAGUUUUAGGCAUGAAGAAGCUCUGCGCGCGAUGGGUGCCGCGUUUGCUCACAGUGGACCAAAAACGAAAUCUUGCACAAGCAGAAUUACAUGAAAUCGGCUUCGAAUUGAUUCCUCAGCCACCGUAUUCACCAGGCCUGGCCCCCAGCGACUAUUACUUGUUCCCUAAUCUAAAGAGAUGGCUCACCGGUAAGCGUUUUUACUCAAAUGAGGAGCUCAUAGCUGAAACUGAGGCGUAUUUUGGAGACCUUCCGAUCGAGUACUUUUCGGACGGUAUCAAUAAGUUAGAAAAUCGUUGGACUCGCUGUAUCGACCUAAAAGGAGAGUAUGUUGAAAAAUAA
Molecule: messenger RNA, 663 nt
Organism: Belonocnema kinseyi
Lineage: Eukaryota; Metazoa; Arthropoda; Insecta; Hymenoptera; Cynipidae
Product: protein GVQW3-like
Exons: 2
Coding region: 1-663 (220 amino acids)
Molecular function (GO): nucleic acid binding
Source: RefSeq, a predicted model, not a curated record